AUGGCUAAUCAGAAUCAGAAUGGUAGCGAUCUGUGGGCUGAAGCACUGACAGAUCCCGGACUCGCCGCAAAAGACAAAGACUCAAUCAAGGGCAUCGCACCGAUCAAGCUGGACGAAUUGCUGCACAGCAUAGAGACUCAGCGCGAUACCUAUCGUAAUCAAAGAACUACCUUCAAAGGUCCUAAGGGCGAACGCGUCGUACUUAGUGAUAUCUUUGCAAAAGUCGCAAAGUGGAUUAAGAAGUUUGUUGAGGUUGGAGACACGGCUGUGCAAUUUGAUCCUGGUCAUGCUGCUCUUCCGUGGGCAGCUGUGCGCUUUAUCUUACAGACCUCGCUCAACCAUGCCGAGCAACACGCCGUCAUCUUGGAAGGUGUGGAAACGGUCGCUCGUGUUCUCGCGUGGAGCAAGAUUCAAGAAAGUCUUUACCUUGGGCAAAAAGCUGAGGCUGUGCAUCUUUUGAAAGCAGAUCUUGUGCGCCUAUAUGUUACGGUUCUUUCCUUUCUUGCAAAGGCAUACCGUUUCUACUGUAAGAGGAGCAGUGAGCGCGCAUUCGGCUCCGUCUUCAAGUCGAGUGACCACUACUCAAAGAAGGUCCACGAGAUAUCAAGUCAACAACAUGAAAUUGAGCGCUACGCCGUUCAAAUUCUAGCAGCAAUCCUGAUCGAUCAAGUACAAGCUUCAGAUACGAAUCAAAGCAGGUUGUUUCAUGCUUUUAAAGCCCUGAAAACCAGCCACUUAAAAGACUCAGAUGCGAAGCAAACCAAGCUACUGGAAUCUUUACAAGAAGUGAAGUUCAGCCUUGCAGAGGGCUUAGAUGCAAAGCAAAGCAAGCUACUCGAAGCCUUGGAAGACCAGAAAAUCACUCUUGCAGGAGACUGCAACGCAACCCAAGCGAUUCUACUUGAAACUUUACAAGACUUGAGACUCAAAGUUGCAGAUGACUCACACGCAAUCCAAAGCAAGCUGCUUGAAGCUUUACAAGACCUGAAACGGCCCUUCUCUCACGUUCAGACUGUGAGUACAACAAGCAACGGCAUCCUCAAAGACUUGCAACGUGAUAAGAUACUCGAUUGGGUUUCUAGUACACGCCACCAAAGCCAUCACUCACAGAUCUACAAGAAAGUAUUGAAAGGCACCGGUGAAUGGCUUCUACGCAGUCCGGAGCUUUAUGACUGGCUGGACUCCAGUUCAUCACAGAUGAUGUGGUUGCAUGGUAUACCAGGCUCGGGAAAAAGCCGGCUCGUAUCCAUUUUGGCCCACGACAUGAAGGAAAGCCAUGGACACCUCUCAGGAACUAUGCCAACAUACUCCUACUGUGGCAUGGUUGAACAAAGACCUUUGGAAUCGAAGCCUGAAACGAUAUUCCGUAGUCUAAUACGGCAACUCAUAGUCUCGGAGUCGGAACUACCAGAACCCAUUCUCCGUUGGUACGGAAAAAGGGAUGAACAAAGCGACAAUCCACUGGGAGAAGCGGUUCGAUUGAUAAAAGAGAUCGCCAGCGAGCGUUCGGUAACUUACAUCCUCCUCGAUGCUGUGGAUGAAUGCGACGGAGACGAGAGAGGAGAGAUCCUGAAAGGCCUUGAAGAGAUUCUCCAACAAUGCUCGACGCUAAUUAAGAUCUUCGUGUCGAGUCGGAAUGAUCAUGACUUCUCCAAUUUCUUCAGCGGAUAUCCCCAUGUGAGCAUCAAGGCUUCGAAAAAUCAAGGUGAUAUUGAGAUGUAUAUCAACAAGAUGGUACAUGAUGCGAUCGUUGAGAAGCCGAAGAAACUUUUGUCAACAGUAGAUGUCUCCGACUCUUUCAAGGACCAGAUCAAGCGGACGCUUCGCGAAGGGGCUCAAGGCAUGUUCCUAUGGGUAGAAUUGCAGCUGCAAUAUUUGUGUACCCUCAAAUCUAAAGACGAUGUGGAGGACCGCCUAGGGCAUCUGCCACCAACACUAAUCGGAGUCUAUGGAGAUAUCUACUCCAGAAAUAUCGAAACAUUGGCGGAAAAUUCCAAGAUCCUAGUUGAGAACAUUGUACAGUGGUUACUCUGCUGUCAGGAAUCUCUGGAAAUCGACGUCUUGAUGGCGGCAGUCACUGCAAGCUCGAGACGAAAAUGCUCGACAAAAGCACAGGUCCUGGAUCUGACCGCCAAUCUCGUCACUCACGACGAAGAACUCAAUGUCUUUAGGUUUGCCCAUCUCUCAGUCAAAGAGUAUCUCGAGGAAGUUCGUAUGGAUUUUGCAAGUCCAAGAAAUCACAAGACCGCGGCCAUUGGGUCUCUGAGACUUCUCACAGAUGACACGCAAAGCCUUGUUGAGGAAGUCCGUCACGAAGGGCGCGCUCAGAACCCACAGGCAUAUGCCUCGAAGUAUUGGAGUAGACAUCUAAUGCAGUGCGGGGAUCAGAAGCCAAUGGAGGAGCCAUACUCCCUUCUACAAGAAUUUGCGGCACAUCAGCCUCAUUGGUGUUGGCAAGAACCAAAUUUCGCGGAAUACCAAGACAAUAAUUUCAGUAAACUGUUAGUUGGGACUGGAGCCUGGCUCUUGAAGUCUUCAGAAAUGAAUACAUGGAAGAGUCGGACUGGUGACACACUAUUUCUAAGUGGUGGGCCAGGUUUCGGCAAGACUGUAUUGACAUCUAUCACAAUAGACCAUCUGCAAGAACAAUUUGCUGAUGAGGCUUUCGCUGUCGCCUAUGUUUACUGCAAUCUUAAUGAACAGUCUAGACAGUCAUCAGUAUAUCUGGUGUUCAGUCUACUAAGACAGCUUGUCCAACAGAAACCUUCUCUUGCUAAUCUCAGAGAGAUUUCUGAUGAUCGCCACGACCCCUCGACACGCACAGCCAUUGAGCAUGUGUUCGCAUUGCUACGACAUAGCGGAUCUUCAUUCGAAAGAAUAUUCAUAGUCGUGGACGGCCUUGAUGAAUUACUGCAUGAAGAUCUUCAAGAAUUUCUCGCAAAACUUCACGAGCUACAGAGCUGUCUCCCGGUCAACUUGAUGAUUGUCUCGCGGCCGCAUUCUUACAUAGAAGCAGAAUUGCGCACCGGUGGUAGAUUGUUGGAAUGCAUAGAUUUGAUGAAGAGGUAUACUAAGUUGGAAGAUGUUGAGAUUUGCUGCAGCACCUGUGUUGAAGCUACCUUAUAUGGUGGCAAAUAG
Molecule: messenger RNA, 3138 nt
Organism: Letharia lupina
Lineage: Eukaryota; Fungi; Ascomycota; Lecanoromycetes; Lecanorales; Parmeliaceae
Exons: 5
Coding region: 1-3138 (1045 amino acids)
Source: RefSeq, a predicted model, not a curated record